AUGAGCGCGCGCUCGGAGCGCAGGGCGGCCUUGGGCCCCGGGGUGGUGCCGGCGCCCUGUGCCUCGAAGGUGGAGCUGAGGCUCAGCUGCCGGCACCUGCUGGACCGCGACCCGCUCACCAAGUCCGACCCCAGCGUGGUGUUGCUCCUGCAGGCGCAGAGCCAGUGGGUGCAGGUGGACAGGACGGAGGUGGUUCGGAGCAGCCUGCACCCUGUGUUCUCCCGGGUUUUCACACUCGACUACUACUUUGAGGAGGUGCAGAAACUGCGCUUCGAAGUCUAUGACACCCACAGGCCCGGGGCACUCAGCUGCCCGGAGGAUGAUUUCCUGGGGGGCAUCGAGUGCACCUUGGGCCAGAUUGUCGCCCAGAAGAAGGUGACCCGAGCUCUGCUUCUCAAGUCCGGCAGGAAUGCUGGCAAGUCCACCAUCACGGUGAUAGCAGAAGACAUCUCGGGGAAUGAUGGCUACGUGGAGCUGUCCUUCCGGGCCAAGAAGCUGGACGACAAGGACCUCUUCAGCAAGUCAGACCCCUUCCUGGAGCUGUACCGGCUCAACAGUGACCAGAGCGAGCAGCUGGUGUACAGGACAGAGGUGGUGAAGAACAGCCUCAGCCCUGCGUGGGAGCCCUUCAAAGUGUCACUGAACUCCCUGUGCAGCUGCGAGGAGACUCGGCCCCUGAAGUGCAUGGUCUGGGAUCAUGACUCCCGAGGGAAGCAUGACUUCAUUGGCGAGUUUGCCACCACCUUCCAGGAGAUGCAGAAAAUGGAAGCCCUUCCCCCACACCCCCAGGCCCAGUGGGACUGCUUGAACCCCAAGUACAAACAGAGGAAGCGCAACUACAAGAACUCAGGGGUGGUCAUCCUGUCCCACCUCAAGUUCCACAGGGUCUACUCCUUCCUGGACUACAUCAUGGGGGGCUGUCAGAUCCAUUUCACCGUGGCCAUUGAUUUCACUGCCUCCAACGGCGACCCCCGAAACAGCUGCUCCCUGCACUACAUCAACCCCUACCAGCCCAAUGAGUACCUGCAGGCUCUGGUGGCCGUGGGCGAGAUCUGCCAGGACUAUGACAGCGACAAGAGGUUUUCUGCUUUGGGGUUUGGAGCCCGGAUUCCUCCCAAGUUCGAGGUGUCCCACAACUUUGCCAUCAACUUCAACCCUGAGGAUGAUGAGUGUGAAGGCAUCCAAGGUGUGGUGGAGUCCUACCAGAGCUGCCUGCCCAAGGUCCAACUCUAUGGCCCCACCAAUGUGGCUCCCAUCAUCAGCAAGGUCGCUCGCACAGCCGCGGCUGAGGAGGCCAGUGGGGAGGCCUCCCAAUACUAUAUCCUGCUCAUCCUGACGGACGGCGUGGUAACCGACAUGGCGGACACGCGGGAGGCCAUCGUGCGCGCCUCCCACCUGCCCAUGUCCAUCAUCAUCGUGGGCGUGGGAAACGCCGACUUCACGGACAUGCAGCUACUGGACGGCGAUGAUGGCGUCCUCCGCUCCCCGCGUGGUGAGCCUGCGCUCCGAGACAUCGUGCAGUUCGUGCCCUUCCGCGAGCUUAAGAACGCUUCCCCUGCAGCGCUGGCCAAGUGUGUGCUGGCUGAGGUGCCCAAGCAGGUGGUGGAGUACUACAGCCACAAGGAGCUGCCCCCAAGGUGCCUCAGCACCUCCUCCCCGGAGCCCGGCCCCGGCUCAGCCCUGUGAAGAUACCUGGGCAGAAGGCCAGUGAGCGUGUGUCCUUGCAGUCUCUGUGCCCACUGUCCGAGGGGUCCCCAGAGACCUCCUGUCCCUCAGCCCAGGCCUCACACCUCUCCCCCCAUCAUCCUAUGGGCCUGGAUCCCCACUGGGGCCCUGUGGCUGAGGGGCAAGCAAAGCUGCACCCCCGCUGAUCCGGACGACUCCCCGCUGAAUGGCAGGAGUCCCUGCCGGAACCUCGGAGCCCUGUGCCUACCUGCCCCCAACCGGCGAGGGAGAGGGCCCAGGAAGCCUCUGGGGGCCCUGUCCCUGACAAAUUGUUUGUGGGGAAGCCCAAGACUCCCCCCAGCUCCUUCCCCAGCUCUGUGCUCCUUGCUGUGGGGACUUCGGGGGGGGGGGGGGAAU
Messenger RNA from Echinops telfairi (small Madagascar hedgehog), 2082 nucleotides. RefSeq names its product copine 7 (gene CPNE7). Gene Ontology annotation, molecular function: calcium-dependent phospholipid binding. Gene Ontology annotation, biological process: cellular response to calcium ion. The transcript has 15 exons. The coding region runs from base 1 to 1686 and encodes 561 amino acids. Lineage: Eukaryota; Metazoa; Chordata; Mammalia; Afrosoricida; Tenrecidae. The record is from RefSeq and is a predicted model, not a curated record. Gene Ontology annotation, cellular component: plasma membrane.